Molecule: messenger RNA, 1863 nt
Organism: Penicillium olsonii
Lineage: Eukaryota; Fungi; Ascomycota; Eurotiomycetes; Eurotiales; Aspergillaceae
Source: the annotation of a GenBank genome assembly
AUGGGGCCCCACAAGACCUCUCAAGCUUGCGAAGUAUGCCGCUCACUGAAGGUCCGAUGUCUGCCUAGCUCGGAGCCAAAUACAUGCCAAAAAUGUGCGAAGUCGAAAAGGCCCUGUGUUUUUCUGGAGCGACCACCUCGCCAACGCCAAGCCAGGCCAAAAAGUGGCUCAAAGGCCCGAAUUUGUGCAUUGGAGUCAAAAGUUGAUGACUUGCUUGCAUUAGCCAGUCAAUCCCACCUAUGUCGGUCACAAGGCUUCUCGCAGCCACUGGAUGAAUCCACAGAGAGCGAAGCUCCUACCUCCUCGUCGUCAUCCUCCCGCGGAGAACGAGGGUCAACUAUCAGGGGUCAGAGUAGCUGCACGAGUUCGAAUCCUGCCGAUGCGUCAAUCAAUGACUGGGGUGGUCUUCCCAGAAUCCACGGCACUUCCUGCACAAUGGUUUUGCUUGAGUGUGGCCUCUCUAUCGAUACCGCUGAGAGAUUCCUCAAGCAAUUCCACACCAUGACAUCUUACUUUCCAUUUGUUGCACUCGACAGUGACGCUACGAUAUUGGAUUUGUGUAAAAAUCGGCCUUUUGCCCUGGUGGCAGCAUUGACGGCAGCAGCUUCCGCGGACAGGAGGUUACAGAAAUCACUUGGCGAAAAGUUUAGAACAUGCGCUCUCCACGCUAUCAUGAUUGAGAAUGAAAGGAGCUUAGAUCUUCUCAAUGGAAUCCUCAUCUAUUUAGCCUGGUAUCAGUUUCAUUAUGUCCCCAGCAACGAUCAGUUCAAUCAGUUGCUGCACAUCGCAAUUGGAAUGAUUGAUGACAUGGGCCUGAACCUUAGACCCGCCGAAGCAAUGAAGAAAAAGGCAACGCUUCGACUGGCUCACUACCGCAAAGCCGGUGUCCUUACAGCGGAUCAUGACGAAUUCUUCAGUCGUGAGGCACGUCGAGCAUACUUGGGAUGCUUCUACAUAUCGAGUGUCACCUGCUGGGCUACAAUGAAGACGAACGGCAUCCGAUUCCAAAGCUAUAUGGUUGAAUGUGCAAGGUCAUUGGGCGAAGAUUUAGAGCGUUCAACAGAUGCAUUGCUUUUGCCACUGAUCCAACUUCAACAUUUGGCCGAGGUCAAUCACUACAACUUUACAGCUGUUGAUAACACAACGCUUGACCACAUAGGUGGUCUGAACCUGGAAACCAAAGUUCAAUCGUUCCAAGCUGAACUUUCAGAGUGGAAGCAGUCACUUCCACUCACAUCUGAACAAUCAGACGUCAUGGCUAGUGCCAACCUAAUAUGUGACCUUGCUGCCGCGCAUGUCUUCGAGAUGGGUGUCAUUAUAUCGGCUACUGUCAAAAUGAGGCAGGCAGCGGACUACGCAGAACCGUCAAGCUCUUCUUUCAAAUCUCAAAUUCAUCUGGAAGUGCUCUUUCUGUGCUUGAAGUCAGCUGAGCAAUUUGUUCGAACUCUUCUCUCAAUCCCAACAUCCGAGUACCAUAACCUCUCCUACAUUCAGUGGUCGGGUCUCAUCUAUACCAUCACCAUCAUAUACAGACUGACUGUGGGGAUUCCCCAUCUUCCUGAAUGGGAUGUCAGAGUUGCGCGAAAAACCAUUGAUUUCGAUUGUAUCCUCGACGUAUUCUGCUGUCGCUUCAAUGAUCUUUCGCUUUGCGACUACAAAAUAUCAGGGGACGAGUACCUGUUUUCGAUGAUGGGUCUCAUAUUUGAGGAUAUCCAAAAGUCAUAUGAUCGACUAAAGCAGCUGCCACAGAAAGAAAGUGCGCGCGAUACCGGUCAGGUCCAUGCUACAAGUUUUCUCACCUCUACCCCUGAGCCUCAGCGCCAGUGCCCCAUGUCCUCGACGCAGGUCGUGGAUCAUUCAUAA